Quercus lobata is the source of this 2222-nucleotide messenger RNA. Its product is annotated as DNAse I-like superfamily protein. The record is from RefSeq and is a predicted model, not a curated record. Gene Ontology annotation, cellular component: endoplasmic reticulum. Lineage: Eukaryota; Viridiplantae; Streptophyta; Magnoliopsida; Fagales; Fagaceae. The transcript has 5 exons. Gene Ontology annotation, biological process: GPI anchor biosynthetic process. The coding region runs from base 158 to 1822 and encodes 554 amino acids. Gene Ontology annotation, molecular function: catalytic activity.
AAGAAAAGAAAUAAAUUUGUCACUAAAAACUAACCCACUUUUGGUACCCUUAUUUAUUUGCCUACACAAAACAAAACAAAACAAAACAAAACAACUAAACAAAAAACAGAGCAAAAGCAGAGCAACAACUCUGCAACUAUUUCUUCCCCCAUUUCUCAUGCCCUCACCAAGCCAACAACCCAUUCUCUUCAACUCAAACUACUCCACAAUGCUUAAAUCACUUAAAAAGAAGCUCUGCCUCCUCUGCUCUCGCCUUCGCUGGCCCACUCGCCGCCGCUCCAAGCCUAAAAUUAUCAUCAAAAGGUUUGGAAAAAAUAGCUCCAAAUUUCAAGAUGAUGCCAAUAGUGAAGUGGCCAUUAAUGGGUCGGCUGCAGUUCAUCCAAAUGGCGAAUUGGGUAGUCUAAACUCGGAAAAGCCUAUACGGAUAGCUACAUUCAACGCUGCCCUCUUUUCCAUGGCACCAGCAAUUCCCGAGGCUGAGAAGAGAACCAGUUUUGAAAUUGGAAAUGGAAAUGGAGAUAUAAUGAAUUUUAGGAGGUCAAUGGACUUGAAUUUACGCACAAAGUCUGUGAAUGAUCGGCCAAAAAGUAUUCUAAAGCAGUCUCCCCUGCAUCCAAGUUCCAUGAAUGGUACAAACAAUCUUUCAACGCAACAGAAGUUUGUGAAGUCCAAGUUAAGGGUGUCGAUAAACUUACCCGAUAAUGAGAUUUCAUUGUUACGGAAUAGACAGUUGAGCUUUGAUGAAAGAGAAGGUUCUUCUUCUUUUUCUGCUUCUGAUUCUGCUUCAAGUAGUAGAAUAAGUAGAGUUUUGAAAGGGAAGGCUCCUCUAAUAUCCAAUUCAAGCUUGCCUAUAAGUAUGCUAAAUGGUAUAGUUGGCGAGACCUAUAAAAGCAGCAGAACUGUGCUUGAAGUGCUGAGAGAGUUGGAUGCUGAUAUAUUGGCUCUACAAGAUGUGAAGGCUGAGGAAGAAAAGGCCAUGAAGCCUCUGUCUGAUUUGGCUGGUGCUUUGGGAAUGAAUUACGUUUUUGCCGAAAGCUGGGCACCGGAGUACGGCAACGCCAUCUUGUCAAGAUGGCCUAUUAAGCAGUGGAAAGUUCAGAAGAUCUUUGAUGAUUCUGAUUUCCGGAAUGUUCUGAAGGCCACGAUUGAUGUGCCCCACUUGGGAGAAGUUAAUUUCAACUGCACCCUCCUUGAUCAUCUCGAUGAGAACUGGCGAAUAAAGCAGAUAAAUACAAUAAUACAGUCUAGUGAUGAAGCUCACAUUUUAACUGGAGGCCUCAAUUCACUUGAUGAAACAGAUUACUCAGAAGAAAGAUGGACUGACAUCGUAAAGUACUAUGAGGAGAUAGGAAAGCCAACACCAAAGGUUGAAGUGAUGAGAUUUUUGAAGAGCAAACAAUAUACAGACGCUAAGGACUUUGCAGGAGAAUGCGAAUCGGUGGUCAUGAUUGCCAAAGGCCAAAGUGUGCAGGGAACAUGCAAAUAUGGAACUCGGGUUGAUUACAUAUUGGCAUCACCAAAUUCACCUUACAAGUUUGUUCCUGGAUCAUAUUCAGUGUUUUCUUCCAAAGGGACUUCUGAUCAUCACAUAGUGAAAGUUGAUUUAGUAAAAGUAACAAGUACAGCUGCUGAAGAAAAUGUCAAUAAAAAAAGGCGACAACCAAAACAGAAAGUUAUAAAGGUAACACAGUCAUCUCCAUCAAAAGGUAGAUAUCAGGCGAGGAAUAAGAUCUGGUGGUGUAACAUUUUUUUUCUUUUUUCAAGAAGAAUCUGUAUAGUUAUUGAGUUGGACGUUGGAACUUAUACUCUUCUUUUUUCUUAAAAUAAGUAGGGAAGGGGGAUUUGAAUCGAGGAAGAGAUGAGUAAUGCAAUGAGAUACGAGGUUGUAGACUCAAACUUAAACAUUUUAAUAGUGAAAUGUUGCUACUUGCUCAUUUGACCAUCACUGUUGCUUUCAUCAUAUGCCGGAUUGCAUAUAUACUAAGCGCUUACGUUUGGUAGGCAUGCACUCAUUCUACGUUAAAUGGAUGUCAUCUUUACAAGUUUCAUGUUUCAUGCUUAUCUCAGUUAAACGCCACUUAAACAAUGGAUGACAAUUACAUUAUGUAUAUAAAAUGUAUGCUCUCUCUAUCUGUCUUUUUUUUAAUAUUGUAAAUAGCAUAGAUAAUUACAACAGGUCAAUUCCACAAGAGUGGUAAUUAUGAUUAUCCCCUUUUCUAGUA